AUGGACGAGCUCGAGUCGCUAAUCGGUGCAGAUCGCUUCGUACUCUACGAGACCUGGACCCACGAGUCCAGCACCAUCUACCGCUUCCAAACCCUGGGAACAUGGAACUUCGACUGGUCCAGGACGACGGAAAUCAACUUCAUCUUCCUCAAAGUCCAAAUACCGACUUUCCGAAGCGCAGGCUACGACGCACUGGAAGCAACAGGCCUCGAACUCGACCCCGUCGCCAGACCAGGCCUGUUCAACAACGCGUUGCCGGGCGUGCUGCACCAGAAAUCCGCUUUUCGGGAGACAACCUCGGGCGCGGACAUUCUGGCCUUUUGCUGCCGCAAUCUGGACCAAGUGCGCAUCGCAGUGGGGGAGACCGUGCGCAUUCGUGUGUUCCUGAUCGUCUGGGAGCCGGAUGGGAGCAAGGAGCCCAGCUUGGACGGCCUUAAGGAGUUUGCGACCGAGACUUUCAGAACCGACGCUCUCAAAAAUGCAAUGCCGGCGCAGUUCAAGGCCAUUGCGAAGACGGCGUUGAGGGCCGACUUGGGGUGUCCGGAUAGUGGACGGCCGACUAGGAAUAUAGUUGAAGGCAGCGAAACGUCUGACUCCGACUCCGACAACCACCAGAAAGGUAAUCCAGUGAAGCAUGAUGUCAAGCUACAUCUAGCUCGAUUUCUUGCAGCACAUUAG
Molecule: messenger RNA, 678 nt
Organism: Westerdykella ornata
Lineage: Eukaryota; Fungi; Ascomycota; Dothideomycetes; Pleosporales; Sporormiaceae
Exons: 2
Coding region: 1-678 (225 amino acids)
Source: RefSeq, a predicted model, not a curated record